CUUAAUAAAUAGCGACUCGAUCCCAAUUGUCAUUCCAGAUUCUCUACGAAACAACUUUGCGAUAGCACAUAUUUAAACUGUACACCCCCUCGCGCAUCUUAGACAUUGAUUCUUGCCUUCACCACAAUCCUGAUUCAAUUUUUGCGAAGCACAAAGCAAGCAAACUAUUCCGAUCUUAACAUACUCCAUACACGAGGCAAUCCAACUUCGUGUUCUCGUCGACCCAACCUUCACAUCUACAUAAUCCACAAUGCCUUUCACCGCAAGUGAUAUCUGCAAGAUCAUUCUUGCCGUCAUCCUCCCGCCCCUAGGUGUCUUCUUAGAGCGAGGAUGCGGUGCCGACUUCUGCAUCAACAUCUUACUCACCAUUCUGGGUUACAUCCCGGGUAUCAUCCACGCGCUGUACAUUAUUUUGAAAUAUUAAUGCGCCCAAAUAACCCACCCUUUCCUUCCGCAUUUUUCGUCAUGCAGCGACAGCAUAGCAACUCUCUGCCAUAGACAACACAAGACGGUUGGGCCAAUGGCGUGGUGGCACAGGGAUUCGUGAUGCUACGCGGCGUCCUGCGUGGAUCCAGCCAUCUCAUUUUCUCUUCGACGCUAGAGCGGGGGUGGGUAACGAAGUGCCGUUUUUCGGGUCUGACCGACGUCACCCGAUCCUACCUCUGUUUCAGCCUGCUUAAUCUUCUUCGAUAAUUCAUCAUUGCAACGAUCAGUUGUACGAACGACCGACCGACCGACCGACCUGGUAAUGGCAAAUGGCAUGGGAAUCCGGGACCAGUUGAACAUGGGCUGUUA
Annulohypoxylon truncatum is the source of this 795-nucleotide messenger RNA. Its product is annotated as putative plasma membrane proteolipid 3. NCBI's taxonomy places the organism in Eukaryota, Fungi, Ascomycota, Sordariomycetes, Xylariales, Hypoxylaceae. Gene Ontology annotation, cellular component: membrane. Bases 251 to 424 code for a protein of 57 amino acids. The transcript has 3 exons. The record is from RefSeq and is a predicted model, not a curated record.